Messenger RNA from Aspergillus aculeatus ATCC 16872, 1213 nucleotides. RefSeq lists its product as uncharacterized. NCBI's taxonomy places the organism in Eukaryota, Fungi, Ascomycota, Eurotiomycetes, Eurotiales, Aspergillaceae. Bases 17 to 1141 code for a protein of 374 amino acids. The transcript has a single exon. The record is from RefSeq and is a predicted model, not a curated record.
AGACCCAGACACAACCAUGCUUUCAGGCCUCACCCGCUUCCGCGCGCGCAUGCGUACCGCCAACCGCGCCUUCAUUCAAUCCCGCAUCGCCGAGAUCGAAACCCGCGACCCCAGCGCCCCCGACCAAAAGAAAAUCCAGCGCAUGGCGGAGUGGCGCUACUGCGACUGGAAUCCGGCGCCAGACCGCUGGGACGACGGAAAGCCCUACCUCCAGAUGGUAGACGACGACGCCGUGCCCGACCGGCGCAUGGACGGGGUCUACCCGACGCGGUUACGCACCGAGACCGCGCGGCAGAUUUACUUAGAUAUGCUGCAGGGGGUGUUCCAGCGGCAGGCGGAGGCGCGGGCGGCCAGGGAGGGGCUGGAGCAUCCCGGAGUGAUUCCGCGGUGUGAGGAGUUAGGCCGGUUACUGCGGUACGCGCACGAGGUCCAGGAUCCGGAUUUGCGGCAGUCUAGGGUCGCGGAGUUUGCGGCUGGGUUGUUUAUCCAUUUUGGGGAUGAGGACUUGGAGGGAAUAGGGGAGGGAGUCGAGGGUGACGAAGGUGAGGACGAGGAGGGUCGACGGCGGCGGCAGGAGCGUGAAGACCGGUACCAUGAGUGUGUGCGCACAAAGUGCGAGCAUCUGCGGCAGUCGCUGGAACAGCCCAAUGACUAUUAUUCUUCGCUGUUCGGUAGAGCGACGAUUGUGGCUGAUGUGGAUUGCGAUCUGGAGGUCAAGGCUGGGGUUCUCACCGGGGAAGAAGGGUAUCAGGGGCAGUGGCCCCAGUGGUAUAGUGCCUAUCUCUACUGUCGCAAAUAUCCGGAUGACGACGACGAAGAAGAAGAGGAUGAGGAGGAGGGGAAGGGGGAUCAGAAUGAAGAGCAGAAGAUGAAGUGGAAUGAUGAUGUCCCGGAUUCGCCCAAUAUUCAUGAAUGGGGAUGGCGGAUUGUGUUCAUGGAGGUGGACUACUGCGACCCCUGGGAGCCGCAACAGCUGUACGGGCGCAGGCCGCGCUUUGACUCCAUCCCCGAGUUCUUGGACUGGUACAGUAGCUGGCCGGAUCAUUUGACUGAGCGACAGUUGCUGAGUUAUCGCCGGCACGCGCGAGGAUGGGAUGGCUGUCAGACCGACUGUGAGUCGGAGUGUGAGGAUCACUGUUGAUCAGGGUCUCGAUUACGUACCACCGGGAGAACUACAUACCCAAUAGGAGCCAAAUACCAAUAUACAUCUGGC